AUGACAAAGUAUAAGAAAAUACGUAUGAAUCCCUCCUCCUCAGCGACAAUUACAAAAAAAAAGAAACCCCCCAACGGGUUUUCCAUUUUCCUCAAAAUGUACACACCAUAUAUAAAACAACAAUUCCCUAAUUAUUCAUCUAACGAAAUUAUGAAAGAAGCCGCACAUCAAUGGAAUAAUACUCCGCAAGAUUUAAAGAAUUCAUUCCUGAUUUAUGCCGUUGAUGAAGGUUGGAUUCAUCAUUAUGCCCGGUCGACGGUGCCACCCCGAUCGUCGACCAAUAUAUUUGACUCGAAUAAAAAAGAAGUGAAAGAAGUAGAGAAAGAUUGUCAUCAACCGGAUGACGAUGAAUUAUUUCGUAAAUUUAUAAAUAUGCCUUAG
Messenger RNA from Rhizophagus irregularis DAOM 181602=DAOM 197198, 381 nucleotides. RefSeq lists its product as uncharacterized. Lineage: Eukaryota; Fungi; Glomeromycota; Glomeromycetes; Glomerales; Glomeraceae. The record is from RefSeq and is a predicted model, not a curated record.